Messenger RNA from Pectinophora gossypiella (pink bollworm), 788 nucleotides. RefSeq lists its product as uncharacterized. Gene Ontology annotation, molecular function: DNA binding. The coding region runs from base 66 to 788 and encodes 240 amino acids. Gene Ontology annotation, biological process: regulation of transcription by RNA polymerase II. The transcript is spliced from 2 exons. Gene Ontology annotation, cellular component: nucleus; transcription regulator complex. The record is from RefSeq and is a predicted model, not a curated record. NCBI's taxonomy places the organism in Eukaryota, Metazoa, Arthropoda, Insecta, Lepidoptera, Gelechiidae.
UGCUGACACACCGGUUUGUGUAACAAAAUAACCUCAAAAUAACUAUUAUUAAUAACAUUUUUGUAAUGAGUAAGAGACUGUACGUCCGGGAGGAAAUGAACAACGAAGUAUUAAUAAAAGAAGUUGAAAUCCGUGCGCCUUUGUACGAUAGAAGUUUGGCAGCAUACAAUGAUGUUCACCUAAAGUCACUGCUAUGGGAAGAGAUCGCAGAGAAGUUGUUCCCUCAUACAUGGGAAAAAAUGAAUGCAGAUCAGAAGGAAAAAGCUGCGAGAGACGUUCAAAAACGUUGGAAGAACUUACGAGCAUGCUUCACAAGAGAACUCCGGCACCAAAAAAAUAUCGUAACCAAACGCCGCAAAUACGUCUACUACGACAAACUUCUCUUCCUCUCCCCAACCAUUGAACAACUUGAAUUAUCCUCUAGAACAGAAGACAACGAAGAAGAUUACAGAAUAGAAGAAGAAGAAUACGACAUAAAAGAAGAUACAAUAAAUAUCCCAAUUAAUAUACCAAAUUACCAAAGAAGUAAUAGUAGAAAAAGAAACCAUGAUGGUUCUUCUUUUAUGGAGUUUAUCCAAGAUAGACAGAGUAAUCCGGAUUCUGAUACUAGUUUUGCCUUAUCAAUAGUGCCUAUGUUAAAAGCAGUGCCUUUUCGUGACAAAAUUGAUGCGCAAAUGGCCAUUUUGAAAGUAUUAAAGAACUUCGUACAGUAUGAAGAAAGCUCAAGAGGUACUACUUAUAAUGACUCGAUUAAAAUUGAGAGAAUUGAAGACGAUUAUGAUGAUUAA